Ochotona curzoniae (black-lipped pika) is the source of this 2633-nucleotide messenger RNA. It is a transcript of the gene PIP4K2C, whose product is annotated as phosphatidylinositol-5-phosphate 4-kinase type 2 gamma. Gene Ontology annotation, biological process: phosphatidylinositol metabolic process. NCBI's taxonomy places the organism in Eukaryota, Metazoa, Chordata, Mammalia, Lagomorpha, Ochotonidae. The transcript is spliced from 10 exons. Gene Ontology annotation, molecular function: phosphatidylinositol kinase activity. Bases 113 to 1378 code for a protein of 421 amino acids. The record is from RefSeq and is a predicted model, not a curated record.
GGGCUGGGCUCCAGUCACGUGACCGCGGCGCAGGUGAGCACCGCUUCCGGGGUCGGGUGCCGGGGAUCGCAGCCGGCUCCCGCUUCCACUCGGCCCAGUGCGCGGGAAGAUUAUGGCGUCCUCCUCGGUUCCGCCGGCCAGCGUGCCGGCAGCGGCGGCAGGCCCCGGCCCGGGUUUCGGCUUCGCCUCCAAAACCAAGAAGAAGCAUUUCGUGCAGCAGAAGGUGAAGGUGUUCCGGGCGGCCGACCCGCUGGUGGGCGUGUUCCUGUGGGGCGUAGCCCACUCGAUCAAUGAGCUCAGCCAGGUGCCUCUACCAGUGAUGCUGCUUCCAGAUGACUUCAAGGCCAGCUCCAAGAUCAAGGUCAACAAUCAUCUUUUCCACAGGGAAAAUCUGCCCAGUCAUUUCAAGUUCAAGGAGUAUUGUCCCCAGGUCUUCAGGAACCUCCGUGACCGAUUUGGCAUUGAUGACCAGGAUUACUUGGUAUCUCUUACCCGAAGCCCCCCACAUGAAAGUGAAGGUAGUGAUGGUCGCUUCCUUAUCUCCUACGAUCGGACUCUGGUCAUCAAAGAAGUGUCCAGUGAGGACAUUGCUGAUAUGCACAGCAACCUCUCCAACUACCACCAGUACAUCGUGAAGUGCCACGGCAACACACUGCUACCCCAGUUCCUGGGGAUGUACCGAGUCAGUGUGGACAAUGAAGACAGCUACAUGCUUGUGAUGCGCAAUAUGUUUAGUCACCGUCUUCCUGUGCACAGGAAGUAUGACCUCAAGGGCUCCCUAGUGUCCCGGGAAGCCAGUGAUAAGGAAAAGGUUAAAGAAUUGCCUACCCUGAAGGAUAUGGACUUUCUCAACAAGAACCAGAAAGUGUAUAUUGGUGAAGAGGAGAAGAAAGUAUUUUUAGAAAAGCUGAAGAGAGAUGUAGAGUUUCUAGUGCAGCUGAAGAUCAUGGACUACAGCCUGCUGCUGGGCAUCCACGACAUCAUCCGUGGCUCGGAGCCAGAGGAGGAGGGUCCCGUACGCGAGGAUGAGCCCGAGUGGGAUGGGGACUGUAACCUGACUGGACCGUCUGCCCUGGUGGGCUCCUAUGGAACCUCCCCUGAGGGCAUUGGAGGUUACAUCCAUUCUCAUCGGCCCCUGGGCCCUGGAGAAUUUGAGUCCUUCAUCGAUGUCUAUGCCAUCCGGAGUGCUGAGGGGGCCCCCCAGAAGGAGGUGUAUUUCAUGGGCCUCAUUGACAUCCUGACACAGUAUGACGCCAAGAAGAAAGCGGCUCAUGCAGCUAAAACCGUCAAGCAUGGGGCUGGAGCUGAGAUCUCCACAGUCCAUCCUGAGCAGUAUGCGAAGCGCUUCCUGGACUUUAUCACCAACAUCUUUGCCUAAGAGACUGGCCAGCUCCAUGGUGACUGCUGCUUCCUGUCCAGGUGGUGGGGCACUCAGAGGCUAGGGGGAACCAUGGCUACACUGGCCACUGCUUCUCUUCCUCCUUUGCUAGAAUUCACCCUGCAGGUUCCUCCCACCCAAGUAACCCCAUCACAUGGAACAGGCCCUUCCUGCCCCUCAGAAAUACAUUGCCCUUUCUCCCCACGUUUCUGCCCUCUCUCCUCCUCGCACCAAGUCCGCUUGCAUUAUUAGAAUGUUAGUGUCGCCUCUCCCAAGUGCCUUGAUCUUUGUAAAAUAUCCUAUUGUCUCCAUGAAAUAGGAGGAGCUGGGGGCAGGGGGUUGUUUGUCAUCUUCAGGACCUGACUGGACAGAUGGACCCUGACUCAAGCAGUGACUCUGGAUGCCCUUUGCAGUGCGGGAUGAACUCAAGAGUGUCUGAAUUGCGUUGAUCACGUUACAGAACUUGCUGAGGUGUGCUUCCCUCCUGGUAGGCCCUGGGCCAGAGCACUCUGAAGACACUACAGACAUGGGCGCAGGCAUGCACUCAUGUCAGCGGACUGUCUCUGGGCUUGCACGGCACUGGGCAGGGUGGAAGGCUGUCUGCAGACUGGCACUCCCAGAGGUGGUCCCCAAAAGGACUCCCUCCUGUGGUGAUGCGGGCGGUUGGAGAGGGUCUCUUUGUAGGACUGACUACUCUCCAACCUCCUCUUCUCUCACUUCACUUGGGCCCCCGCCCAUGUGGAAGCCAGAGGGGACCCAUAGCUUCACCCCUGGGUGAAGGUGUGUGACUGUUGCUGCCCUUUACCACAGCUUCACAGCCCUCUUGGGGCUGGAACUCUUCGUUGGACCACUGGCCAGGUCUGGAGCCUGGUGUGGUGGCUCACGGAUCGUGGCUGGCCCUGGAGACGGGGUGUCCCCUGUGCUGUGGCUUCUUCGGCUCCGCAGCCAUGGCCAAGCUUUAUUGCCAGCAGAGGAGGGGCUCCACAUGGGCCUCCUGAGAGGAUGGAGGACCUGAGGAUGGGAAGCUCACCCUCUUCCUGGAUGUUUAUUCCUUACACACUUCCUUCCCUCACCCCUUCUCAAGCUCCUUCUCCAGUUGGGCUUGUUAUUCUGUUUUUUUUUUUUUCUGUCCUGUCUCAUGCUGCUACUGUGUCUCCCAGGGGACAGAUGGCCGUGUUUGUCAUCCUCACGCUCCACCCCCAGAGACGAGUCAGAGCCAUAACUCAGUCCCCAAGCCUCUGCAAAUGCAUGAUGG